AUAGAUGACUUGACGCUUUUUGCCUUAUGAUGUUGCUGAUGACAGAGACAAAACAACACAGGGAGAACUGUACAUAUUAACUUCACUCGUCGACUAUAGAGUAUAUUUGACAACUGCCGAUUCCUCGAUGAUAAAUAAGGUCAACAACGGGCAGUGAUACUCGAAGCAUAAUCAAGGCUACCGCUUUAUAGAGGAGGACUGUCAACAGCAGAGCUGAUUGAUUAUAAUUGGUGAGAUGUAGCCGAUGAAAUGGAGUAUGAUGAGAGACUUGCACUUUUCCGCCAAACCCGCCUCAAUCCCUUCGAUCGUGGAGAGGAAGACGAUGGUCACCAAGAAGGCAAGACGCCCCCACAGCACGAAGCAAGGCCUGAGAUGUUCUCUGGGACCAGAACCCACAGUUCAGAUCGGACCAUGGACCUUGGUUUAGCUGAGGACCACUUCUCAAGGCCUAUGGGUUCGUUUGUGGCGUCCGACAUUGAACAGCUGAAAGUGGCCAUAGAGGAGUGUAAAAAGAUGAUCUUGGAGCUGCCAGAACACUCGGAGAGACAGAAGGACACUGUAGUGAAACUUAUUCACCUUCGUCUCAAACUGCAGGAGCUUAAGGACCCCGAGGAGGAUGAGCCUAAUCUGAGAACCCUACUGGAGCACCGCUUUUCCAAGGAAAAGAGCAAGAGUGUGAAACAGACCUGUGACAAGUGUAGCACUAUCAUCUGGGGCCUUAUCCAGACUUGGUAUACGUGCACAGGUUGCUAUUAUCGUUGCCAUAGUAAGUGUAUGAACAUGAUCACCAAGCCCUGUGUCAGGUCAAAGGUCAGCCACCAGUCUGAGUACGAGCUCAGCAUCUGCCCUGAGAUAGGACUAGACCGGCAAGACUACCGUUGUGCAGAAUGUCGCACUCCUAUUUCACUGAGGGGUGUGCCAAGUGAAGCCAGACAGUGUGACUACACAGGCCAAUAUUACUGCAGCACAUGCCACUGGAAUGACACAGCAAUCGUCCCAGCUCGGGUCAUCCACAAUUGGGAGUUUGAGCCACGCAAGAAAUGCCUGUUUAUGAAAGCCAGUCAGCAUCUGACCCACUUUCAAGUUCCACCCAGGUCAGGAGGAGGGUUGGGAAUCCAGGUUUGUCGUUCCUCAUUGCGCUACCUGGCCCUGAUGCUGCCACGACCUGUGCUGAAGCUGAAAGAAAUCAACCCGCUGCUAUUCAACUUUGUGGAGGAACUGGUCGAGAUCAGGAAACUCCGUCAAGAUAUUCUGUUGAUGAAACCUUACUUUAUUACCUGUAAGGAGGCCAUGGAGGCUCGGCUAUUACUACAGCUACAAGAUCGGCAGCACUUUGUGGAGAACGAUGACAUGUACUCACUUCAAGAUUUGAUUGACAUCUCCAGUGGCAGACUCAGCUGCUCCCUCACAGAGAUCCACACCACGUUUGCUAAGCACAUCAAACUAGACUGUGAGCGUUGUCAGGCCAAAGGAUUUGUGUGUGAGUUGUGUAAAGAAGGAGACAUCCUGUUCCCUUUUGACAGUCACACCUCAGUCUGCCACGAGUGCUCUGCUGUCUUCCACAGAGAUUGUUACUAUGACAACUCCACAACUUGUCCACGAUGUGCCCGAAUGACUGAUCGCAAGCAGGACGAGGAGUCAGACGUGAAAGAUGCAUAACUCUGGAGAGGACCACCUGACAUUACAGGAUGUUGCACUUUGCCUUGUUGUGCUCUACUCGAUCAAGAAGGUCUGAUGGAAGACUAGCUUUUCGUCUUUGUCCACGAUUUGUUUUGUGCAUAUGUUUUGAACUGUAGUGUAUUUAUCUUCCUGUACACUAUGAAGCAGGGUACUUAGAAACCCAUCUGGAAAUUAAUAUAUAUAUUUUUUUUAAUCCAACUUUUUAAUCCAUACUGAAAUUGGAUCUACUGAACACUGUGUAUGUGUGUGUCGCAUUAGUGUGUGUGUCUGCUUGUAUAAAUGUACAGAAUAAAUGCCCUAUAGAGAAAAGCCACCUCAUCAGUAGGUGAUUAUGCAUGCAGGAGUUGCAUAUUAACUGUUACAAGCCUCGGGUGCAUUAACCUAUACUGCCAACUUUGCUGAAUAGUAAACUUUAAGAUUGCCAUAUACACACCAUCACCAAAUCAUAUUAACUAGAAAUUUGCCUUUCAGCUUCCAUGUUUUUAUUUUAGAUACAAAAACAUGCUCGAAAGUUAAGUGAAUGACCUUGCACUGAGAUGUCAUUUCCAAGCAUCAGUUUAUUAGGUCAUAUAAGUUAGUAUGAUGCAUAGUGUUUAAUUAGUUUACAAUAAGAAAUGAAUUAAAUAUAUUAGACUAUGUGAUCAUAACAUCACUGUAACUUUCUUUUUUCCCCUUUUUACACAUUUUCCAUCACUUCCAACACUGUUCAUAUCUCAAGUACUGUCCCUAAAGCAGUCCAUACUCCUCCUCCAUUUGUGUUACAUGCCUAUUUUCCUUUCAGACUCAUAAUCUGUUGAUCUGUUUAACAUUUAAUAAGAUCUUAAAAAAAUAUUUCCAGGCCUUUAAAUUUCUUUUCAGCAUUCCAUUUUUACCUUACAGUGUAGGCCUGCUUUGAGUUUAUUAAUUGAAUAAAGAAAUUAUAUGGCUUUCAGUUGUUUGAGAAAAGGUUGUGUAUAUACAAUCAUUAAAACCAUAUUUUGAAAUAUAAAUACAUAUAUUGGCAACAGAUGUAUAAUCAAAGCAUGCAUUACCAGUACAUUUUCUUUUAAGAAUUGUUUAAAUGAAAAAGAAAAGCAAUAUGGGAGUUAAAUGUGUUUUCCUUUCAUUCAAAACUGUGAACUCAUUGUAGACAGUUUAAUCUGUGUUUAAUCUGGUUCAGUUUAGUGCAGUGUGUAGCAAAUAGAUGUGAAUACUCAUGAACAUUGUGUGCCUAAGAUUGUCACAGCUGUUAUCCAAACGUCUUAACACACUUAACAUCAUGUUAAUGGUUUCAGUCUUAAUGUACCUAUAGCACAUUUUGUCCAGAGAUGACAAAGAUGUUAAGUAACACAUUUAGUAAUGUGUAAAUGUUGACCUAAAGUAUUUGUUUUAAAAUAAUGAGUUUUGGCUGUGUUAUCUUUCAGCAUGAUGUACUGUAUUUGUUGUUGGGUUUAUUUUUUUCAAACUAAUGGACAUACAUGGUGUUGGUAAAAGCCAUGCCCUGUUGCAAAACAUAGAGUAGUGCAUGAAUAAAGUAAUAAAAUGCAUUAAAGCUGCAGUGUUGUGAUCAA
Molecule: messenger RNA, 3230 nt
Organism: Siniperca chuatsi (mandarin fish)
Lineage: Eukaryota; Metazoa; Chordata; Actinopteri; Centrarchiformes; Sinipercidae
Gene: def8
Product: differentially expressed in FDCP 8 homolog
Exons: 14
Coding region: 250-1659 (469 amino acids)
Source: RefSeq, a predicted model, not a curated record